Molecule: messenger RNA, 808 nt
Organism: Nasonia vitripennis (jewel wasp)
Lineage: Eukaryota; Metazoa; Arthropoda; Insecta; Hymenoptera; Pteromalidae
Product: flexible cuticle protein 12-like
Exons: 2
Coding region: 403-729 (108 amino acids)
Cellular component (GO): chitin-based extracellular matrix
Molecular function (GO): structural constituent of chitin-based larval cuticle
Source: RefSeq, a predicted model, not a curated record
AGACAGACAGACAGACAGAGACAGACAGAGACAGAGAGAGAGAGAGAGAGAGAGAGAGAGAGACAGACAGACAGACAGAGACAGACAGAGACAGAGAGAGAGAGAGAGAGAGAGAGAGAGAGAGAGAGAGAGAGAGAGAGAGAGAGAGACAGACAGACAGACAGAGAGACGAGCAGAGCAAAUGCCGAAGGCCGUAAAAAAAUCACGCGCGUGUGUGUGUGUGUGUCAGUGUGUGCGUAUCGAAGAUGGACCAGAGGUGAGUGGCGGGAUAUUUUGGCUGUGGGAGUCUCCUGGUAUAAAAUCAGCCGGUCCACCACCUGUCGGCACUCAGCUCUCGAUCGUUCAUCCAGUUCGGAUCAGCUCAGCUUCUGUGUUCACACACCCAAAACUCCAAAAACAAACAUGAAGACGAUCGCAGUAUUCGCCGCCCUCUUGGCCGUUGCCGCCGCUGCUUCCUUCCAGAAGAAUGAAGACGUCUUUGUUGUCAAAGAGACACCCUCUGACAACAUCGGCCUCGACAACUACAGAUAUGGCUAUGAACUGAGCAACGGACAGCAGCACGAGGAGUCCGCUCAGGUCGAGACCCGCAGCGCCGAAGAAUCCGUCCUCCGCGUCCGUGGAUCUUACAGUUUCGUUAUCGAUGGCGUCACCUACACCGUCAACUACGUCGCUGACGAGAACGGAUUCCAGCCCCAGGGUGCUCAUCUCCCCGUUGCUCCCGUAGCUUAAGUUUAGAUUGAUAGUUAUUUAGUUGAAUAAAAUAGUCGUAUUUGCCAAAGAAUUUAACCCUUUCUUUAUUUACCCUUUU